UGGCCGCCAGUCGGUUCAGGGUGAGAUUACUUUGGAGGUUAUCUCGAUACGCUUUCAGCAACUGUCAAACGAGACGUGACGCGGCGCGAUUCGCGAGUGAAUUGAAUAUUCAACUCGCGAUUCCGUGAUAUCGCAGUCAAAAUGGGAAUUUUUUUUGCAAAGAAGAAGCAACCCAGUCGAGUUACUGAGCAGGACAAAGCGAUCUUGCAAGUGAAACAAGCGAGAGAUAAAAUUAAACAGUACCAGAGAAGAAUUGAACAAAGUUUAGAGAAAGAACGAUUACUCGCAAAAGAACUUUUGAAAAAUGGCAAGAAAGACCGUGCAUUGCUUUUGUUGCGCAAAAAGAAAUAUCAGGAACAAGUUUUGUCACGUGUAGAUGGCCAGUUAGAGAAUCUUGAACGUAUGGUUCAUGAUCUGGAAUUUGCUCAAGUUGAGAUAAAAGUUGUUGAUGGCCUAAAAAUUGGUAAUACUGCACUAAAACAGCUACAUGAUUUGUUGUCUAUUGAUGAAAUUGAAAAAAUAAUGGAUGAAACAAGAGAGGGUCUCGAAAAGCAGAGAGAAAUUGAUGAAAUAUUGUCAUCAACAAUUACUGCGGAAGACAAUAUUGAUGAAGAUGAAAUUGAAACAGAAUUAGAUGCGUUGUUGAAAACAGAGAUCAAUGAGAAAGCUCCUGAAAUACCAAAGAAUGUUAUACUACCAGAUGUGCCAAAGGAUUUGCCUGAGGAGAAUAAAAAUCGUACAAAAGAAAAAAUUCAGGAACCUAUUGCAGUAACAGCAUGAAAAUUUUAGGGAUUUUGACUGGUUUUUGCUAAAUUAAGACUAUGUAUUAAAACUAUGUAUAUAUGUACAGUGAAAAUGUAUAAUAACUUAUAGAUUUAUAACUAUAAGAUUUAUCUAUCAAAGUCACAUACACACAGACGUAUAUAUAUAUAUUUUACAUAUUUUCAGUUAAAACAAAAAUGUCAAUUUUAAUAACUUAAUGCGUUUUAAAUAAUGUUAUUCAUUUUUUUUUGUCGAAAUAUAUUUUAUCUACGUAUAAAAAUGUAAUGAUGCAAGAAAGAUAAAUCAUAUGAAUAAACAUAAUUUUUUCAUAUACAUAUAUUCAUAGGCUGUGUUCCAAUAUUCACUGCAGUACAGAAAAUCUAUAGUGCAUGUGACGUAAACUAAAUUUUCAGUACGGGCAUAUUGCAGCCUUAAUAUGUGAUUAAGGAUAUACAAUAAUUAUAUUAUUCUUUUUUAUAUAGAUAAAUAUUUAAACAUAUAUUGUGCAAAGGAACAUAUUUAUAUAAAUGGAGGUGAAAACUGUGUUAAUUUUCGGGAAUUUUAUUUAUUCUAAAACAGUUCUCAUUAUAAUUCUGAGCAUAUACAUGCAUUUUAUUUUUUCAUUCUUUAUAGAAUUCUAAUUAAUAGCAGUAUUAAAUAAUUUUUUAUUAAUGAAUUUUACUCGAGAAAGGCAUAUUUUUAUAAGAUGAGACGUUAAUGGAUUUUCAAGAGUUCUGUAUGUUUUAAAAUAGUUUUGGUAUAAAAUAGUUCUGAUCAUAUUUCUAUAAUUUCUAAAGAAUUUUAAGAUAGUUAUUUUAUGAAGCGUUUUCUUCUAUUUAACAGUUGCAAAAAAUUAUUUAUUUAAAUUAUCAGAAACUUGAGAAUUAUUGACAUAUACAUACAAUGAAACUAAAAAUUUA
Messenger RNA from Cataglyphis hispanica, 1682 nucleotides. It is a transcript of the gene Vps20, whose product is annotated as charged multivesicular body protein 6. Bases 142 to 780 code for a protein of 212 amino acids. Gene Ontology annotation, biological process: vesicle budding from membrane; late endosome to vacuole transport via multivesicular body sorting pathway. The record is from RefSeq and is a predicted model, not a curated record. Gene Ontology annotation, cellular component: ESCRT III complex; multivesicular body. The transcript is spliced from 3 exons. Lineage: Eukaryota; Metazoa; Arthropoda; Insecta; Hymenoptera; Formicidae.